This is a messenger RNA of Pseudovirgaria hyperparasitica, 870 nucleotides long. RefSeq lists its product as uncharacterized. The coding region runs from base 63 to 716 and encodes 217 amino acids. NCBI's taxonomy places the organism in Eukaryota, Fungi, Ascomycota, Dothideomycetes, Acrospermales, Acrospermaceae. The transcript is spliced from 5 exons. The record is from RefSeq and is a predicted model, not a curated record.
CAAAACGCACAGCAAAACAUUGCACUGAAAUCUGAAGAUAAACAAGUAUCUAUCACGCUACCAUGUCCGCACACGCCGACAAUCACCAUCACGAGACGGAGAAUUCGCAGGCCAGCGACACUCAGCAAGCAGAUUCCAACCAUGGGUCUGACAACGAUGGCCAGCAGCAUCCCCCAAAGAACCCUACUCCAAACUGGAAUUUUGUCCAGCGUCAGGUGCAGGCACGUGUGGCAUUUCUUGAGGGCAUGAUUGGGGUUCCCGGUUGUGAGGAUCUAUUAAGACAGGGCAUGAUCCGUCUUAAGAAUGACUUGGGCGGUCCAUGUCUAAACGAAGACGACCUUGCAUCACCGGCUGCCUGUUAUGCAUGGUUGUCCGUGAACGAGAACGACUCAGAUGCUGUUAUCGCUGAGGCAGCAGUAAACCGUGCAAGAGAAACACUUGGUGACUGCUGCCAACUCAUCCAGGUUGUCAAAGCUAUCGCAAACUUCAGACAAAGUUACGACCUCAAGACCUGGCUCUCGCUACAACUGACCCUGUUUGUUCACCAAGAGAGGACGAAAGAGAAUUGGCAUCUUGAUCAGUUCAAGGAGGUUGCGACCGAACUCAAUACAGUCAGAACAAACGAUCAGGUAUAUGUUCCCUUCAACUUAUGGGACCCCGUUGCACGUGAGUAUGUCCAAACUCCAUGGGAUGCAGUCUGCGCCCUCUUUGCAUAAGAAUUCUAUAUCACUGGUACUGAGGCCCACAUCGUUGGGAAACUGAUUCUAGGGCACAUGGAAAGAGAACAGGAGAUUAUAGUUGGGCCUGGUGUUUCUUUAGCACUUCAUGUAUCGAAAUUGCUAUCACAAUUUACGAGGUCCUCUAAGGAUC